Ficedula albicollis (Collared flycatcher) is the source of this 933-nucleotide messenger RNA. It is a transcript of the gene SIRT7, whose product is annotated as sirtuin 7. The record is from RefSeq and is a predicted model, not a curated record. Gene Ontology annotation, molecular function: NAD+ binding. Lineage: Eukaryota; Metazoa; Chordata; Aves; Passeriformes; Muscicapidae. Bases 1 to 933 code for a protein of 310 amino acids. The transcript is spliced from 8 exons.
AUGCCUGACCAGAGGUGUGCGGCAGAGCACGGGCAGCUCCUGCUGAGCAGCCAGCACCAGCCCGUCUUCAGACUUUUGGGGAGAUGCCUGCUCUUUCUGACUCAGCGGUGUGGCGGGUCUGUGAGCCGUGUGAACCCGCUGAGCUGUGUUUGUCAGGUGUGCGAUGAACCGGAGGAGCUGAAGAGGAAGGUGGCCGAGUUGGCAGCAGCCGUGCGGAGCGCCAGGCACCUCGUCAUCUACACGGGCGCUGGGAUCAGCACGGCGGCUUCGAUCCCAGACUACAGAGGCCCCAAUGGCAUUUGGACACUGCUGCAGAAGGGCAGGAGCAUCAGGGCUGCAGACCUGAGUGAGGCAGAGCCCACACUCACUCAUAUGAGCAUUGCCUGCCUGCACAAGCACAAUCUGGUGCAGCAUGUGGUGUCUCAGAACUGUGAUGGGCUGCACCUGCGGAGCGGGUUACCCCGAGCUGCAAUAUCUGAGCUCCAUGGGAACAUGUACAUAGAGGUCUGCACUUCCUGUACACCAAACAGAGAGUACGUGCGAGUGUUUGAUGUGACGGAGCGCACAGCCCUGCACAGGCACCACACGGGCAGGAUGUGCCACAAGUGUGGGGCACAGUUGAGAGAUACAAUCGUCCACUUUGGGGAGAAGGGGACAUUGAGACAGCCCCUGAACUGGGAAGCAGCAACAGAAGCUGCAAGCAAAGCAGAUGUGAUUCUUUGUCUGGGUUCCAGCUUAAAGGUUUUGAAAAAAUACCCAAGGCUCUGGUGCAUGAGCAAGCCCCCCACGCGCCGGCCCAAGCUGUAUAUUGUGAACCUGCAGUGGACCCCCAAGGACGACCUGGCCGCCCUGAAGCUGCACGGCCGCUGCGAUGACGUGAUGCGGCUGCUGAUGGCGGAGCUGGGGCUGGAUAUCCCGCGUUACGACCGGUGA